AUGAUUGACCAGAUUUGUAAUUUGUUCACGAAAUUCGCUAAGUACGGAAAUCCUACACCAGACUCGUCGCUUGGUGUUAUCUGGCCUCAAUACAAUAACACUAGCAAAAAUUACAUGGAAAUUGGAGAAAAAAUAACAACCGGCGAAAAUCUGGACGCUUCUUCCUUAGAGUUCUGGAAGACUGUGUACGAUUACGCUGGAUUAGAAUUU
Molecule: messenger RNA, 210 nt
Organism: Iphiclides podalirius (scarce swallowtail)
Lineage: Eukaryota; Metazoa; Arthropoda; Insecta; Lepidoptera; Papilionidae
Source: the annotation of a GenBank genome assembly